CACGUGGUUAUUAGACUAAGAGAUUCUGACCUAGAGUUUUGCGUCCGUAUUACAGCACUACCGCAUCUCCAAAGUCUACCAGCUUUCAAAUCACAUCCCCAAGUACUUUAUUAUUCAGCUAAUAUGGGUUGCUUCGGUGUUCUGAGUAGCUUUCUCCGAAAGGAGAAGAGGGACGAGUCCCAGAGGGGAUACCGGUUGAGGGAGCGAGCUGUCUAUAGGCAACGGCCAAACUCGAGCUUACCUCGCCCGCCUCCGCCAACCAGGCACCAUGAAGGGUCUAGAACACACUCAGAAUGGUGGGAAGACGUGGACGAAUGGGAGCGUCGGCGGGAAUACGCCCGUAUCGUUGCUGAGGCACCACCUAUCAAUGAAGACUUCAUCUGUUACCAGCGGAGUGAGACUCACCGAGAUUCAGUCCUUGCUGCAAGAGGAGAAAAAGUCGCAGACCGCCACCCGCGACGGCCACCACAGCCAAGAGUUUGGUUUUAUGAUAUGCUCAAAAACUGUACAUGCCAAUUCUGCUCUACCGAGCAACCUGAGCAUUGUGUGCUUAUAGAAGCACUUGAAGCAAAGCUCACAAGGGACUUCAUAGAGUCCCAAAAACCAGUAAAAAGACCAGUAAAACGAGUGGCUACACCAGAAGUCAAGCAUGAAAUUUACAGACAGCUAGACCAGCGUAAGUAUGAAGAGCCGGAUCUACUUAAAGAGAGAUGCUCUUCGGAUCCCUUCGGCGAUGACGGCGAGCCUAGUGAGAUGCACGAAGAAAGUCCCGAGCAAGCGAUUGGUAACGUUAACGUCAAUAGAGAAGACCAAAACAAACCACGAGCCAAGAGGAUACACCGCAAGAGCGUGCAGAACACUCUAAAAACGGAUGACCCUAUUAUUACGGUAAAGGAUGUACCAAAGAGACGCCGCCAGAGUCAGUAA
Messenger RNA from Hypoxylon trugodes, 927 nucleotides. RefSeq lists its product as uncharacterized. The record is from RefSeq and is a predicted model, not a curated record. The transcript has a single exon. NCBI's taxonomy places the organism in Eukaryota, Fungi, Ascomycota, Sordariomycetes, Xylariales, Hypoxylaceae. The annotation marks the transcript as partial.